Molecule: messenger RNA, 5918 nt
Organism: Myotis brandtii (Brandt's bat)
Lineage: Eukaryota; Metazoa; Chordata; Mammalia; Chiroptera; Vespertilionidae
Gene: EBF1
Product: early B-cell factor 1
Exons: 16
Coding region: 985-2763 (592 amino acids)
Biological process (GO): regulation of transcription by RNA polymerase II
Molecular function (GO): DNA-binding transcription factor activity, RNA polymerase II-specific; RNA polymerase II cis-regulatory region sequence-specific DNA binding
Source: RefSeq, a predicted model, not a curated record
GGAGCGUGGUCCCGCACUGCGAGCCAGCAGGCUCCUGAGUCGCGAUUGGCUGCGGCGAGGCGGAAGAAUGACGUUAUGCAAAUGAGGGGGCGGGCCUGGGAGGCGCGGGCCCCGCCUCCUCCCUUUGGGGUUAGUGUGCCUGUGUUUAGCUCUGGGGAGAGUCAAACUGGAUUCCAUAGGGAAAGCCUGCAAAUCACUUCUAUUUUAGCGAGGAGAAAACAGAAUCUCCAUCCAGCAGGGUCCACCCCUCUCUCUUUCUCCCUCUCCUCUCCUUCUCUCUCUCUCUCCCUCCCCCCCUUCCUCUCUCCCUCUUUCUCCCCCCUUUCCCCCAUCCCAAUCUCCCUCUCUGGUGUAUCUGUCUACGGCAACCAGCGUCCUCCUCGUCUAUACGCACUGAAGGAAAGAAACAUCUUUGGUUGGGAGAGAAGGAGGGAAAAAAAGAAAGAGGAAAAAAACUUGCCUGGUUGUGGAAAAUGACACUUGAAGUAGCAAAGCCGGCAGCGCGAGUUGAGUCUAUUGUUUCUUAAAUUGCCAUCAGGGCUUUUUUUUUUUCUUCCUGCUUCUUCAAGUGAAGGGUACCUCUGCAAAAGGAAACUCCAGCCCCUCCUGCCCUCCACCGGCCUGUGAUCAUUACAAAAAAAAAAAAAAAAAAAAAAAAAAAAAAAAAAGCACCCAAACCAAAAAUUAACCAACCAAACAACCCCCAACAGCCAAGCAUACAUCUCAUUUUUUUUUUUUUUUGGUCUUUUCGUUGGAUUUUCCCUUCUUUUUUUUCUGCCUUUUUUUCCGGGUUAUCGCUCAGUUUUGAGCGACGGUUUACAUUUUUUAAAAAUUUGCUUUCUAGCCCGCCUUGAUCUUCUAACGCGAGUUCACCGUCUUAAAAAAAAAAAAAUCUCUGGCCGGCGUUUUUCUUUCCUUUUUUUUUUUUUUUUUUUUUAAUAUUUUCAAGGGGGAGGAGAUUUUCCACAAGAAAAGGUUGUUUUCAUGUUUGGGAUUCAGGAAAGCAUCCAACGGAGUGGAAGCAGCAUGAAGGAAGAGCCGCUGGGCAGCGGCAUGAACGCGGUGCGGACGUGGAUGCAGGGCGCCGGGGUGCUGGACGCCAACACNNUUGGCCGCAGCGGGGUGGGUCUGGCCCGGGCUCACUUUGAGAAGCAGCCGCCUUCCAACCUGAGGAAAUCCAACUUCUUCCACUUCGUCCUGGCCCUCUACGACAGGCAGGGCCAGCCCGUGGAGAUCGAGAGGACCGCCUUCGUGGGCUUCGUGGAGAAGACCCAGGAGGCCAACAGCGAAAAGACCAACAACGGGAUUCACUACCGGCUGCAACUCCUCUACAGCAAUGGGAUAAGGACCGAACAGGAUUUCUACGUGCGCCUCAUUGACUCCAUGACAAAACAAGCCAUAGUGUAUGAAGGCCAAGACAAGAACCCAGAAAUGUGCCGAGUCUUGCUCACACACGAGAUCAUGUGCAGCCGCUGUUGUGACAAGAAAAGCUGUGGCAACCGAAAUGAGACUCCCUCAGAUCCAGUGAUAAUUGACAGGUUCUUCUUGAAAUUUUUCCUCAAAUGUAACCAAAAUUGCCUAAAGAAUGCCGGAAACCCACGUGAUAUGCGGAGAUUCCAGGUCGUGGUGUCUACGACAGUCAAUGUGGAUGGCCAUGUCCUGGCAGUCUCUGAUAACAUGUUUGUCCACAAUAACUCCAAGCAUGGGCGGAGGGCUCGGAGGCUUGACCCCUCGGAAGGUACGCCCUCUUAUCUGGAACAUGCAGCUACUCCCUGUAUCAAAGCCAUCAGCCCGAGUGAAGGAUGGACGACGGGAGGCGCGACUGUGAUCAUCAUAGGGGACAAUUUCUUUGAUGGGUUACAGGUCAUAUUCGGUACCAUGCUGGUCUGGAGUGAGUUGAUCACUCCCCAUGCCAUCCGCGUGCAGACCCCUCCUCGGCACAUCCCUGGCGUUGUAGAAGUCACACUGUCCUACAAAUCCAAACAGUUCUGCAAAGGGACUCCGGGAAGGUUCAUUUACACAGCGCUCAACGAACCCACCAUCGAUUAUGGUUUCCAGAGGUUACAGAAGGUCAUUCCCCGGCACCCUGGAGAUCCUGAGCGUUUGCCAAAGGAAGUCAUACUCAAGAGGGCUGCGGACCUGGUGGAAGCGCUGUAUGGGAUGCCACACAACAACCAGGAGAUUAUUCUGAAGAGAGCGGCUGACAUCGCAGAGGCCCUAUACAGUGUCCCCCGCAACCACAGUCAGCUCCCAGCCCUCACUAACACUUCUGUCCACGCGGGCAUGAUGGGCGUGAAUUCCUUCAGUGGACAACUGGCCGUGAAUGUCUCCGAGGCCUCGCAGGCCACCAAUCAGGGUUUCACCCGCAACUCAAGCAGUGUCUCACCACACGGAUACGUGCCGAGCACCACCCCCCAGCAGACCAACUAUAACUCCGUCACCACGAGCAUGAAUGGAUACGGCACGGCUGCCAUGUCCAAUUUGGGUGGCUCCCCAACCUUCCUCAACGGCUCGGCUGCCAACUCGCCCUAUGCCAUCGUGCCAUCCAGCCCCACCAUGGCCUCUUCCACAAGCCUCCCCUCCAACUGCAGCAGCUCCUCCGGCAUCUUCUCCUUCUCACCAGCCAACAUGGUCUCAGCCGUGAAACAGAAGAGUGCUUUCGCACCAGUUGUCAGACCCCAGACCUCCCCGCCUCCCACCUGCACCAGCACCAACGGGAACAGCCUGCAAGCGAUAUCUGGCAUGAUUGUUCCUCCCAUGUGAAAGAAUUGCCUUGAAGAAUUUUAUUAAUGAAGAGGUUGGAUUCUGCUACAGAGAGUAAUCUGAUACAAGUCCCAGAGUGGAACUUUUAACUCAGGCCUUUUUCAGAGGAGUCACAAUAACUGCAGAUUUUUAAACAAACAAUAUCACCGACCUUGCAAAUACUGAAGUUGGAAGGGAUCUGUGAGUGCAGGGUGUUGGUUCAAGUUGUACCUCCCAGAUGUUUGGGGGAUAUAUUUAUUCUGUGUUGAUAAAAGCAAAUCCUCUUUUUCUUUUCUUUCUUUCUUUUUUUUUUAAGCUUAACUCUGCGGUCAUUUGUCUUUUAUAAACCGUAAAGCUGUAUACAAGGGACACUAUAAAUAAGACCCCAUGUUUUAAUUUAUGAUGUUUUUAAAGCCGUGUAAAGGGAGAAUGAAGUGGUGAUAUUUACAAAAAAGUUAAAAAAAGAAAAAAAGAAAAAAGAAAAUUAAAAAAAAGCUUGUAUGGGACAGAAUAGGAAUGCCAGUUAGAUUUUUUAGAAAACUAAGAGUCGGCUUUUGCGCCUUAAAGCAUAUCAAAUGGUAGUUAGCUCAGACAGUGCAUUUUCAGUAUCUAACUUAACAUGCCACCCCUUAGCAGUGCAAGCUUAUUUCUCUCUUUCCGUAUCGUUGUCUUAAGUAACUGUGUAAAUAAAUGCAGCCUGGAGUCAAAAAGUGACCGUCACGUGAUCACACGUUUCCCUUCAACACAAAAAUCCAGUGCCUCUAGACAGAUUGUUAAAAAACUGCAGAUUUAAACCUGAGAUCAUUCUCGCUUUUAAUUAUGUCAACUUCGUCGGAAGCCGAUGGCCUCUUGAGAGCUUGGUGGCACACGGACUGUGUGAGAAUCUCCUUCGAAUCUUUAUGGAACAGGGUCCAGGCACAGAAUUCCACAUUAUGCCUCCAGUUAUCAAGCCAAAAUAUCCUCUUACACCCCCGCCAUUUACAAGGUAAAAGUUUACUCAUCCUAAAGGGGACUUCCCACCAGGCCUCCCAAAGCUGACAAGGGCAAGAUGGCAGGCAUUUCCCAUGACAGGGCCUCUCUCAGUGGCCCUACCCAUUGGUAACAUAGUAGAUUAAAAGGAUAGGUAAGUGCUUUGAAAUUAAGAGGAAGAGGAAUCUAGGAGAAAGGAGAAGUAGGUUGAGACCUCCCAAACAUCGCUUUCUGUUCUACGGCAAUUUUUUGCUCUCAUUAUCUGGGAAGUGUUCUUAAAAAUAAGAAUUGAUAGCAAAGAUGCAGCGAAGCUAUGAGGAUGCAUUUGCCUGAUACUUUUUUUUCUUUGCGGUUGUGUUUUUGUAUGUAGUUAUAAAUACUGUAGAUUUUUUUGUGAUUUUUUUGCCAAAGUUGUUGUUCUAUUUAUACAUUUUAAUGUCUUAAGACAGUUUUUCAAUAUCACAAAAAGAUUUUACCGCAUAUUUUGCAAAGGAAAAAGAAGCUCACUACCUUUAGCUUGCACAUACUUGCGAAGUUAAUGAAGAGGCUUUCUGUUUCAAAGGGGAUUUUGUAAAAUAUCCAUAUAAAUAAUGUAUUUAUCUUUGGAAUUUGUACAUUGCUUUCCCCUUCUUCCUUUUCCUCCCACCCCCAACUUAUUUUAUUGUGUAUGUUUGCUAUGUGAAAAAGUGCGUAUUUGUUUGGUCACCUACAGUUGUAUUAGCUGUUCCAAUGUGAUUUUUAAACAUUUCAUUUAUAGUUAUUUUUAGUAUUGUUUUAAACCAUGCUUCAAUUUUUUUAAAUUUCCACCCCAAAGCCAUUGUCUAUUUUUGUAUUAUUUGUAAGUUAAGAAGUUUUUUCCAAUAUAUGGCAAAAAAGUAGCAUAUUAUUCUUGUAGCAUUUAGUUCUGUAGAUUUUAAAAAAAUGUAUCCUUUGCUUUGGAAGCUUACAAAAACACACACCCCUAAUGCUGUUUUACUCUAUUAAUAUGCAUGGACCCUCUCCCUCUGGAGUGACGCAUUUUGUGCAUUAAAUUCGGGGGAGAAACUUCAUAGAAAUCAAUGAACAUUCUUUCUUAAGUCUGCUUGUAUAUUUCCUCUGUCUUUCACAUAAAUAUAAACCAGCAGAUUGGAUGCCUUAACAAUGCAAAUCAUAUCCAUUUCACUUGUACAUUGUAAGUGUGCACCAGAACUGUCAGUCAUCACUAACAUUAUAAGAAAAAAGAAAAAGAAAAAAAAAAGACAAAGAAAUCGAAAAGCACAAAAGAACUGUUUUGUUACCUUAAGACAAUGUAACUUUUUCUAGUAGAGCAAGAAAUUUACAACAAUGCUGCAACUGUGCAUGCCCCCAUAUGGAUUUUGCAAUGGUUUUCACUAGACUAUCAGAGUGCGAUUUUUAUGGUGGGUGAGGGAGGGGAGUUGCGGGAGGGAAGGGAGGAGGGGAGGAAAGCUGAUUUUUCAUGGUGAGAAAUAAUAAUGAUGAUUAAUAAUAAUAAUAAUAAAAAAACUGGAAAAUGUAAGCAAGGUGGACGCAUUGCUUCUCGGUACUCGGAAAGGCUGUCUGAAUUCGUGUGGUAAGCGCUGGCCUGAAGAAGUGUACAAUUUAAAGCCAUAUUUUGUCUGGUGAGCCCCUUAACUGUUUGUGAAGGGACAGUCGGCCGGUGAGGUGUCCGGCUCAGACCCCGACAACAAACGCCACCCAUCUGUCAGCCAUGUGUAGUGGUUAGAACUUCUCUUGAAAGUCCAAAGAGCCUUUAAAAUAUGUUUAAUUUGUGUCUUGUUGCCUCUAUUUAUAUUGAUUAGAUGAAAAGACGUUCUGGCCCUCUGACCCUCUUUCUCCUACACAAAACUUUUACAAGUAAACGAUGUUCCCCUAAAUACAGAAUAUGGCUUUAAGAAGAUGAAACAGAGAACUAAGAUUUCAGUUUUGGGGGAAAAAUACAGCUUCUGGAUGACUGGAUUGCAUAACAUGCCCUGGCCUCACAUUGUACUAGAAUGCAGCUUAACGAAGUCAUCUCUAAAUCUACUAACCUUUCACCUUCUUAUCAAACUUUUUGAAUAGACACACACUGUACAGUUCAAUUGUUAGAGAACCUAACUACUGUAGAGAUUGUUAUAAUUUUUUUUUUUGCAAAAAUUCAAGCUGUAAAAACUUUUCAACUUUCACAAUAUUUAAUUAAAGUUACUUCCUGUCUGUGAUGGCAGCUCCUA